CCUUUCACUAAUAUGCCCUAUGUUUUACUCCUCGGAAUUUGUGUCAUCAAUUUUUUCUCUAAUUCAGCAUUCAGCAUUUCACGAACAAAACAGCGUCGCCAUGGCAUCAAUCGCGGCCAGUGCAAAUCUGCUGGGUCGUUUAGGCAUCACGGCUUUACUGUCUCCCCAUUCCUCUGUAACUUACACCACUCGGGUUCUACUUAGCCCGCUUCACAUACAUUGCUCCCGGACCCGCUCCUCUCUCAGCCCCGCUUUUCUUACCUUUUCAUCUCAUCCCUGCUUGAAAAUAUUGGGCCCUUUUGAGUUCGGUUCGAAUUCCCCCCCGGUCUCAGCUAUUUCUAACGGCAGCUCAAACGCUGGAAGUGGGCAUGGUGGCUCCGGCGACUGCAGUACCGGAGGAGGAUGCUGUAGCAGUGGCGAUGGCGGUGGGAGUGAGAGCACGUGGUCAUUUCUCACUUGGUACUUAUCUCUUCUUGAGAAGUACCCUGUGUGGACAAAAGCUAUCUCAUCUGCAUUAUUGAAUUGUAUUGGAGAUUUUAUUUGCCAGUUUUUGACAGAUCACAAGCAAUCUUUUGAUGGAAUGAGGACAUUUCGCUUCACCUUUUUGGGUCUGGUCCUGGUCGGCCCAUCUUUGCACAUUUGGUACCUGUACUUAAGCAGAUUGGUUACAACAGCUGGAGCAUCUGGGGCUUUCUUGCGCCUUUUACUUGAUCAGUUAAUCUUUGCUCCAUUUUUUAUUGGAGUUUUCUUAUCUACACUGGCAACACUUGAGGGACAGCCAUCACAUGUCAUUCCAAAGCUUCAACAGGUGUGGUCUUCUGCUGUUCUUGCAAACUGGCAACUCUGGAUACCCUUCCAGUUCUUCAACUUCCGCUUUGUCCCUCAGCAGUUUCAGGUUCUAGCUGCCAACUUUAUUUCUCUAAUAUGGAAUAUGAUUCUCUCAUAUAAAGCUCACAAUGAUAUUGUUGUCAAAUAACCAGGACAUGAGUGAAGCAUGAAGAUAUAUGCUGCUCAUGAGUCAUACAGGCCAAAGUUAUCAUGCACUGAAAAAUGUAGGCACAAUGUAUCAGAAAGUUUCUGAUUUCUUAACUUCGUGAAAGGUUAAAUUACCACAGAAACGUAUUGGCGGUCCACAAUUUCCAAGCAGUUUAGUAAAAAACUUAAAAGUUUAUUUAUGGUUUCCAUUAUUUAGGCGGUGGUUAAAUAUAGGUUAUGCCGGUGAUUGCUCACGUCGCUAGUCAUGUGGCAUCAGUUUGUUCCAUUUUUGGUGAAUGCCUUUGCAGACCUGAGUUGUCUUCCUUGACAAACAACUUUUUUUGUCCACUUGAACUCCUCAAGCCUCUUUUUUCCCUGCCAUUGUAUUGCUGGCA
Messenger RNA from Cuscuta europaea, 1370 nucleotides. The record is from the annotation of a GenBank genome assembly. Lineage: Eukaryota; Viridiplantae; Streptophyta; Magnoliopsida; Solanales; Convolvulaceae.